AUGGACUUCAUCGUCGGCACCUUCAACUACGAAACCCUCUACACCCUGCACUUCUCCCCUCCAACCCGCACCCAGCCGACCGCAAGCCUCAGCAUCCUCCGCAGCAGCCCAGCAAUAGGCGGCCACUCCUGGCUCACCCUCUCCCCCACAAAAGAAUACCUCUACACAACAGCCUGGACCAAGCCCAACCCCUCCAUAGCAGCGUACAAACUGCGCGCCUCAGGCCGCGAAAUCCAAUUCCUCAACGCCAAACCCGUCGCCGCGCUUUCCGGGUACGUGUGCACGAACGGGACCCACCUGUUCAGCGUGGGCGGUCCGUCAGGCGAAGUCUUCCGGCUAGAGAAGGACGGGAGUAUAGGCGAGUGCGUGCAGAACCUCGAUUUCGUGACCGGGCACGGGGAGAAUGUAUCCGAGAACCGGAAUCGAGAUGCGCCAGGCGCGGCGCACGGGUCUUUCGGCGGCUUACGACAUGGUGCGCACUCGGUGGACCUCUCGCCUGACGGCCGCAGUUUGUACGUCGCGGACAUUGGCCGGAAUGCCAUCUUCACCUACAGCGUGGGCAAAUUCAACUUGCGGGAUCUCUACGAUCCGCCGCUGAAGCUAGGGACGAAGCACAUCUCGCCCAGACCGAACGACGGGCCGCGACACUCCUGGCCGCACCCGAACGGGAAAGUGCUGUACGUGCUGCAAGAGCACACCAGCAUGGUGGACGUGUUCGCCAUCGCCGAGGACGGCGUGACUCUGGAGCACAAGCAGGGCGUCAAAAUUAUUCCCGCGGAGAAGGAGGCGAAAGAGUACUGGGCGGAUGAAGUCCGGCUCGAUCAGAGCGGCGAUGCCUCCCGGCCGAAAUUCAUGUACGCUUCCACGAGGGGCCUGCAGGCUUCGACAAAGGGAUACGUCGCCGCAUUCUCCCUGGACGAGCACGGCUACUUGAUCUCCGAAACCGCAAUCCACAUCUGGGAAACGCCGACGUCAGGCGGUUUAGCGAAUGCCAUUGAGCCUGCGCCGCCUAUCAAAGGCCAGCGCGAGGAUGUGCAGUACUUGGCCAUGACGGAUAGCGAGGAGGGGUGGGUGUUUAUGUUGAGUUUCGACGGCAAGAAGAUUGCCGAGGUGGCGAGGGUGAGUUUGGGGAAGACGGAGGAGGGGGAGGUGGUGGGUGCUGCUACUGCUGUUUGGCUG
Molecule: messenger RNA, 1179 nt
Organism: Neohortaea acidophila
Lineage: Eukaryota; Fungi; Ascomycota; Dothideomycetes; Mycosphaerellales; Teratosphaeriaceae
Product: muconate cycloisomerase I, MLE
Exons: 1
Molecular function (GO): 6-phosphogluconolactonase activity; protein binding
Source: RefSeq, a predicted model, not a curated record